GGGCAUCCUUUUUUCAGAUCACCUGAGAGACAGAGAGAGAGUUGAGUCUGAGUCUGAGGCUGUCUGAUUCGCCUUUUCAAAGACAAAAUUCAAAACCCCACACACACGAACGACGCAACACAAACCCACCCACUUGGCUUUCUUUCGGUUUAACAACUCAAACAUAAAUAAACUCACUUCACUGAUACUCUUACUUAUUUCAAUUUUUAUUCACUUUCUCAUUCUGCUCUUCUUUCGUUUUCCGUUUUAACUCAUGGGUCGACCCCCGAGUAAUGGAGGCCCCGCCUUCCGCUUUACUCAGACUGAGGUCGCGGAGAUGGAAGGUAUUUUGCAAGAUCACCACAAUGCAAUGCCAUCUCGGGAAGUUCUUGUAGCUCUUUCAGAGAAGUUCAGUGAGUCCCCGGAAAGGAAGGGAAAGAUCAUAGUGCAAAUGAAGCAGGUUUGGAAUUGGUUCCAAAAUAGGCGGUAUGCAAUAAGGGCAAAAACAGGUAAAGCUCCUGGAAAGUUAAAUGUAACACCUUUGCCACGUGAGGAUCCUACUCCAGUGAGAAAUGUUCCUCAACCUGUAGCUGCUCCAAUUCCUGCUCCUGUGCCUGCUUCCAUGCCUGCUUCUGUGCCUGCUCCUUCAGUUGCUACUGCAGGGAGAGUGGCAUCAGAAAAUGCUUUUAUGGAAUUUGAAGCUAAAUCUGCAAGGGAUGGUGCAUGGUAUGAUGUUGCAACCUUUCUAGCCCAUAGAAAUUUAGAGGCAAGCGAACCGGAGGUACAGGUUAGGUUUGCCGGUUUUGGACCAGAGGAGGAUGAGUGGGUUAACAUAAAAAAGCAUGUCAGGCAACGUUCUCUCCCAUGCGAAGCAUCUGAAUGUGUUGCUGUUCUUCCUGGAGAUCUCAUACUCUGUUUUCAGGAAGGAAAAGAUCAGGCUCUAUAUUUUGAUGCUCAUGUACUUGAUGCACAACGACGAAGGCAUGAUGUGAGAGGCUGCCGCUGUAGGUUUUUGGUGCGCUAUGAUCAUGAUCAGUCUGAGGAAAUUGUGCCUCUUAGAAAAGUUUGCCGUCGGCCUGAAACUGAUUAUAGGUUGCAACAACUUCAUGCUAUGAAUGAUUCAGGAUCUGCAGACCAGCAGAAAAGUAGUUUGGAUAUUUCCACAGCUGGUGCUCCUAGGGUUAUAUGUUCCUCUGCCGAAAUGAUGCAGAAGCAGGGCAUUGUAAAUGUAGCCCCAGCGGCUGCCCCAGUAUCUUUUGCUAAUGUAUCUGUGGCCACCCAAAGUACAAUUAUGGAACCCAAAAGUGCUGGAGGUAGCAGUGGUAUAAAUGUCAGCAACCCUGUUUUUCCAUCUAGUGCUGUUUGUGCCACCGUUACAACUGCUACUCCUGGCGGCUCUGGUGGAAAAAUGUAAGAAAAAGUUGUAGGUUUAUUUGACAGUUCUGUCAUUUUCUUUUCUUAAAUGAUUACAAAGAAUUUUCAUUUUUAGAUGAGUAAUAUUCUGGUUAGGGUAACCUUUUGUUCAAUUUAUACCACUUUUUUUUUUUUCUCAACACAUGACAAAUGGGUAGUUUUGGUCGUGGGGUUUUGCCGGUUUGGUGAUGCGGUGUUAGGUUAUGCGAUUUCUGCAAUUUGGAAUGUUAAACUUGCCACCUGGAUCAUCAAACCUACAUUUUGAAACGUUAUAACGCAUAUGGUUGCAAAUUUCAUAUUUCAGAUGACCAAAAAUCUCAUACUUGUGUGCCCCUGUGAGUGCCAGGAAGUGUAUAAGGAAAAGGGAAAUUUUGUAUCUGAAGGACAUGACCAACAGCAAAUUGUGAUGAUGACUGAGACUAAAAAUUUUUAUUUUCUUACUUUUUUCAUGGACAUUGUAAUUGUACUCUGCAGUCGAAUGGACAAAUAUUGUGGAUGUUCUAACUUACACAGGAUAAAGAAAUGAAAAGAUUGAGAUGAGAAGGCAGCCUUUUUAACUGCAAUUUUUUUUUUUACUGCCUCCCAUUUGUAUUUCUUAUUGCAGAGUUAUUUAA
Molecule: messenger RNA, 2006 nt
Organism: Pistacia vera
Lineage: Eukaryota; Viridiplantae; Streptophyta; Magnoliopsida; Sapindales; Anacardiaceae
Product: protein SAWADEE HOMEODOMAIN HOMOLOG 2
Exons: 9
Coding region: 254-1393 (379 amino acids)
Molecular function (GO): DNA binding; chromatin binding
Source: RefSeq, a predicted model, not a curated record